This is a messenger RNA of Didymosphaeria variabile, 1770 nucleotides long. RefSeq names its product Telomerase protein component 1 (gene TEP1). The record is from RefSeq and is a predicted model, not a curated record. Gene Ontology annotation, biological process: protein dephosphorylation; negative regulation of cell population proliferation; phosphatidylinositol 3-kinase/protein kinase B signal transduction. Gene Ontology annotation, molecular function: protein tyrosine phosphatase activity; phosphatidylinositol-3,4,5-trisphosphate 3-phosphatase activity; protein tyrosine/serine/threonine phosphatase activity. The coding region runs from base 1 to 1770 and encodes 589 amino acids. The transcript has 3 exons. Gene Ontology annotation, cellular component: nucleus; cytosol; plasma membrane. NCBI's taxonomy places the organism in Eukaryota, Fungi, Ascomycota, Dothideomycetes, Pleosporales, Didymosphaeriaceae.
AUGGCGUCGCUUCUCCGCCAAAUCGUAGCUGGUCCUCGAGCGAGGCACCCAGAGGCCGGCCUUGACCUUUGUUACGUCACAGCGAACAUCAUCGCAACAUCUGGCCCCAGUGGCACAUAUCCCCAACGCGCCUACCGCAACCCGCUCGACUCGCUCGUCAAAUUCCUCGACUCCAAACAUGGGGACGACUGGGCAAUAUGGGAGUUUCGCGCCGAAGGAACGGGAUAUCCCGACUCGGAGGUCUACGACCGCGUCUACCACUACCCGUUUCCUGACCACCAUCCCCCGCCGUUCGCGCUCAUACCCAAUAUCAUGGCAUCUAUGCGCAAUUGGCUCCACGAAAAGGAGGGUAGAGUUGUUGUGGUACACUGCAAAGCUGGGAAAGGAAGGAGCGGCACAGCCAGUUGCAGCUAUUUGAUCAGUGAGGAAGGUUGGACAGUAGAGAAGGCGCUGCAGAGGUUCACAGAGCGCAGAAUGAGGCCUAACAUGGGCAAGGGCGUCAGCAUCCCGAGCCAACUAAGAUGGAUCGGCUACGUGGAUCGAUGGGCGAAACACGGAAAGAUCUACGUCGAGCGGCAGAUCGAGAUUCUCGAAGUCCAUUGUUGGGGCCUAAGAGAUGGAGUCAAAAUACAGAUUGAAGGCUUUGUCGAGGAUGGAAAGCUCAUCAAAAGGUUUCAUACAUUCACGCGGGAGGAGCGGGAGAUCGUCAGAGGCGAGGUCAAGACGACGACAAUGGCCCAGGCCGUGCAGGAAGUCAUGUACAAGAACGGCCUGGGACUUCCUGCAAGCAAGGCAUCAAGCGCGAAAGACAAGACCGAAGCGAAGACAGAAAGUCAUCGGGAUGCUUUCGAUCGCGCCAACCAGGCCUCUCUCGACGGUGCGACGGCAAGCAAAGAGGAAGAAGUCACCGACGGUGACGUUGUGUUCCGCCCUAAGAAGCGUGUAGUGCUCCCCACCAACGACAUCAACCUCGACAUUGAGCGUCGCAACAAAGCCGCCUUUGAUGUGACCAUGGUGACUGCCGUCGCCCACGUGUGGUUCAAUACCUUCUUCGAAGGCAACGGUCCUGAGCAGAAUGGCAUCCCUGACGAUUCGGGCGUGUUUGAGAUUGGGUGGGAGGCUAUGGAUGGUAUCAAGGGAUCUUCUAGGAAAGGUACCCAAGCAUUCGAGAAAGUUGCCGUCGUGUGGAAAGCUCUCCCAUCGGAGGAAGGAAAACCGGGAAUCGUUAUUACCGAGCCGAAAGAGGGCGAAGAAGUGAAACAGUCUUCACCUGCAAACUGGAAAGGUCAGCUCCAUGUGACCCCGAGCGAAGGCAAGGAUAUCGGCAUGCGCAUCUCCAGCCCAACCGAUUCGAACACCGACGUUAGCAGGGCAAGCAGCGUCAAGAGCCAAACUACAGACUAUAUUCCUCACGUGCUCACAAAGCCUGGCCGGACAAGUGACGACAGCGACACCAAGGACGUGAGGUCGCAUGGCCCAAACGGGGAGGAUGUUGUUAGCGAAGAAAGUAGCGGGAGCGGAAGCGGCCCGGAAUCUGUUGCCCCCGCAGCGCCAAGCCACCUAGAUGGUACGUUGCACAAGUCGAAUGAAGCUGUCGACAAGCGGAUACAGUCUCCCGAGUCGCACACGAGUGGAGCAGAAGGUAUCGUUAGUGGGGUGCAGCACAUCUCCACGGAUGACCUCCCUGAUGGCCGACCAGAAGAGGAAAUGAAGAAUGCCAAAGAGCACAAUCUGUUCCAUUUGGGCAAGAAGAAAGCUACCAGCUCGUGA